UUCCCUCGGAGUCAAAACCUUAACUGCAUCUUAUCGUAUUCCUUCCCCUUUGUUUAUCCCUUUUCUCUUUCCAAUCUCGAACCCUCUGAGAAAACCCAUGAACAGAACUUCACCACUUCCAUCGUUCACCACCAAAAUAUCAAUACAGAAGAAGUAGAGUAUUUUUUUCUCAACAAAAUCAAAAAACAAUACCUCUCUGAGUGGUUAAUCAACCAUAAAAAGACCUAUCUGGUAAUUUUUAGAUUUUCUCUUAGUUAUUGAUUUUUCAGAGAUUUUUGAAGAUGGAGAAAAUGAUGAUAUAUCGAUUAAUCUUUCUUCCUUUAAUCGUACACUGAUUUUGGGGUAUGAAGAUCUGUGUUUCUUUAUUAACUAUGUGAAUUAUAAUUUGAUUGGAUUCAUGUGAAUCGGUUUAAAAUCAAUAUAAGCUAGGUCUCUUUAUGAUCCGCAUAUUUUUCAUGGCUGAAUAGAGAUUUGAUGAUUGGAGUUUUCAGAUUAUGGUUAGGGGGAAAGCAGGAUUGGCAGGAUAGGUUUAAAAACAUGAGGAGAGGGAACCAAGAAGCACACGAUAAGAAUGAUACUCUAAGUCGAGUUAGCCAGGGUUUAACGAUUACACAGAUUUAUCCCAUAAUGAAGAAAACAGGAAAGGGACCACCUUAUGCGGAAGAAGAGGACCUGAAGAACAAUGCACUUAAGUCAGUUGUUAAAUAACUCGCAGUAGCUGUUGGAUCACUGGUUUUGGUUAGUGCUGAAUUUGUACCCUUGGAACAAAGAAUUCUCUUACAAGAUGGAUAUGCCGGUCAUCCCAAUCCCUCAAGGCAAGAGGCUAUGGAAGCUAAUUAAGAGCGUAAUCAGAAUGCAUUUCGGCCAAAGAUUGCUGGUAGUUCUCAUGGAGUUCGUGACAUUAAGGUAGAAGCAGCAAAGGGGAGACUAAGGGCGAAAGAAUUAGCAUUACAACUAAUACCCAGGGUCUUUAAGUUCAUCCAAAUCUACCUAAUACAUUUGUUUCAUUGUUCACCUUUUCGUUUUUAUCAUCGGUAUUUCUAAACUGAGUUUUGUUAAAUGUUUUGAAAAUUUCAGAGGUUACUUUCUUGUUUAAUAGUUCGCUUUCUCAGUUUUGGUCGAACAAAUUAUUGAAAUUAUGAUUGUUGGUUACUGUCCAAUUGAAAGUUUAAUCUCAUUAUUUUAUUGAGAUUUUGCUUAGACAAUCAUCAGAUUCAUUAAAUAAACUCAUCUGAAAUAUGAUUGUUCUACUUGCAUGUCCCAUAGCACUGCCAUUCCCUCUUCUGGCGACUCAGUAUAAUUAUAAAAUCUAUGAAAUAUUCAAUCUGUUGCAGGUUCCUAUCUUUGUUGAAUAUGUUACAUGCUGAAACUGAGGUUAGGUGAUGUUUUUUUUGUGAUGGUGCUGGUUUUGGUGUCAUUACAAGGAUCAUCUUUGUCAGGUUUUAGGGACUAUCACUGGUGGGAUCUCAGAGUGAUGGUUGCAGUAUUUGCAAUUGAAUGAGCUGUCUCUUUGAGUUGCAGUCGCUUCAUUCUUAAAUCUGAUUCAAAACCUGUGGUGAAUGCUUGUAAGUCUCUGACUGAUAUUCAGCAUUACCACUGUUACAGGAAGUAAACUUCUCUCCUGACUGUUUGCAUUUUUUUUUUUUUUUGCUUUUUCAUGUAACGUUUGGUUUUUGCUGCCUUCUCGUUUUUUUGUUAGCUUUAAGCUGGCUUUUGAGUUGUUAUCCAGUAAAAUUGCGGUUUAAACUGCUUUCCCCAAGUCUUUGCUUCUGCAUUUUUGAAGCUUUCACUGACAAAUGUACUUCAAACUAGGAGUGAUUGCAGUAGAUUAAGUUAAACUUUGUGUUGUACUCUGAUAGUAAUCUUGUCCUACCUACAAAACAUGUGGAAGAGAACAUAGAUUUUCUGGUAAAAGUAGAAAUGGUCCUUUUUUAAGAUGUUGAAUUCGGUUUUCAGUGCACUCUUGUUAAAUGAACAGUAUUGUGAGUACUUUAGUACUGUGGAAUCUAUGUUCUAUCAGGAGCAUUAUUAAUAUUCUAGUACUUCUUUUACGUUAGGUAGGGUACUUACAUCGGUCUGUACGAACAGGUUAGUGUAAACUGCCAAGCAAGAAAGGUGCUAUGCUGAUCAGAAACUUAAAAAGACUGAAUUUGUUAGCUAUUAGUCUUAAGGCAAUCGGCUAAUAAAAUCUGAGUUUCACCAGAAAAUUUCUGCUUCAUUAUCUCCAUAUAAACAGGACUUAUAACAGAUUAACAAGCCUAUGUUAGCUCAGCUAAAAGAUUUGGACAAACAGACGUAGAUGCACCCUCGUCAUUAGAACUCGUUGUUUCCUGCUCCUCGCCACUGGAGGAGUUGCCAUAAUACAAGAGAUUUUCUGAAGUUUUUCGAAUAAAUUGCAUUCAUUUUCUUUUUGUAAAUUACUGACAGACGACUUGUUACCUCCUUUAGUUUUUUCUGCAAUUGAGUUAAUAUACCAUGCAAACCAAUUUUAAUCUUUGUUGAACUGAUACCCAUGUUUCUAUGUUGCAGGUUUUUGGACCUUUUUUGAAAUGAUACUCAUUUGUCGACAAAGUUUUUAAUGAUGAUGCUGUGCAGUACUCAGCAUUUCAGAAUAAUCAUGGGAGAUAUCGUGGAAGCAAAAAAAUUCAUGGAAGACGCUGCGAAAAAAAUGAUUAACCGCUCGUUUGCAAAAGCUGCUGACUUCUAUCAGAAUGCAGGUCUUCAUUACGAGAGCCUUAAUUUAUGGGUUGAAGCAGCAGAGGCUUUUCUCAAAGUGGCUGAAUGUCGGUUGCUUAAAGUGGCUAAAUGUGGGUCUGAAUCGUCAGACAAGCAUUUUGCUGCUUUGGCUUAUGUCCAGGCAGCAUACCACUACAAAUCUGUUGAUGAUAAUGAUAAGGCUAUAUCAUGCUUGGAGAAGGCAGUGAGGCAGUUCGAAACAUUAAAGAUGUUUGAUCAAGCUGCUAGGUUUUGUAAGGUUACUGGUGAGUGGUACGAGAAUCAGAGCAAUUGGGAGGGAUCUAUCUGUUUCUUUAAGAAGGCUGCUAAUCACUUCCACCAUGGAAAGAAUGAUGCAGAAACCGAGUGUAGGGAAAAAGUUAAAGAGCUUAACGAUAAAAAAAAUGGGGUUUGAAAACUAUAGGUUUAUAUUUACUGUGGAAUGUGUGCGUACUUUACCUUGAAUUAAAGUUUGGUCUGUCGUCUUGGAUUUUAUCAGCAAACUUUGUUAAAUGGAAAUGUAGUCGUGUUCCAAUAUAGGCAAAUGAUGCAGCGAACCUGGCAGGCAGCUAAGGAAGCUUAUACUUCGGAUUCUAAUUUUUAUUUUUAUUAAAUGCA
Papaver somniferum (opium poppy) is the source of this 3333-nucleotide messenger RNA. Its product is annotated as alpha-soluble NSF attachment protein 2-like. The record is from RefSeq and is a predicted model, not a curated record. Lineage: Eukaryota; Viridiplantae; Streptophyta; Magnoliopsida; Ranunculales; Papaveraceae. Gene Ontology annotation, molecular function: syntaxin binding; soluble NSF attachment protein activity. Gene Ontology annotation, biological process: intracellular protein transport; SNARE complex disassembly. The transcript has 10 exons. Gene Ontology annotation, cellular component: SNARE complex; vacuolar membrane. Bases 2579 to 3130 code for a protein of 183 amino acids.